Dicentrarchus labrax (European seabass) is the source of this 6863-nucleotide messenger RNA. It is a transcript of the gene znf532, whose product is annotated as zinc finger protein 532. NCBI's taxonomy places the organism in Eukaryota, Metazoa, Chordata, Actinopteri, Moronidae. The record is from RefSeq and is a predicted model, not a curated record. The transcript has 9 exons. Bases 1339 to 5235 code for a protein of 1298 amino acids.
UGUGUUUGAUGGAAAUCUGUGAAGGGGGGUGCAUGAAUGACCUGUGUUUGCCCAUGUCAGAUUGUUUUUUAUUAGGUUUUUUUUUUUUUUACAUUCCUUGUCUUUAUAUUCCACUAAUGUAAUGCUUUGUGGGGGGCUGCAUAAAAGUUUUUAGUUUUCAGAGAGACCACUAGUGUGACUGGGGGUGAAAGCACUGGGUGAUCUGGUUGAGAAACAGGCCAAGGUACCGGACUGAGCUUCUACUACCAUCAUUGUUAUCUAAAUUUGGUUGUUCUUUUCAAGUCGAAUAUCAAUUUCAAGUACCAAAUUUUUGUUUACAUUGUAUGAUUUCUCUCAUUUACAUUUUGUUUUUUGUGUAAAUGUAACUGUGCUCACCCAAACAUCAUCUCUAUUUUUGUGCAUUGUUGCUGUUUGUAUUUAUGUGGCCUAAUUUUAUGGCAGUGCAAGUGUCCACAGUAGUGAAUCUCCAUUAACCAUGUCCAUAAAAUAUUGUGUGCUCGUUUCAUUAAGUCUAUUUGACAAUAUCCAUGUAGUUUUGUGAAAAAAUGUUGCAGUGUUUCCUGGGAGGUGGACACACUGCUUCUGCCUGUGUGUUUCUGAGGCCGUAUUGCAGCACAGGGCUUUAUGUUGGGUGACCGGAACCAGCUGAAACCGGUUUGAGGCAGGCGGAGGGCUCACAGGAACAAUACCGUCUCUGUGCUCCACUGAGGAAUAGAGAUAGCCCAGGCUACUCCAUGGCAGCCCUUCACAGCUCAGCCACUGGCUACCAUGGCACAGACCUGGUCGCUGCUGGCUGGAUGUCGGCGUGCUACGCAGCGCGGCUCAUAGCGAAGGGGGGGCAGGAGGAUCUGGGAAGGGACGAGGGCAGGGGGACGUGGCUGGCUGGGAGUCUGUGAAUCUGCAGCCUAGAGCCUGCCUCACACACACACACACACACACACACACACACACACACACACACACACACACACACACACACGCACAGACACACACACACACAUACACACACAUACAUACAGGAGCAUGAUCUAUCUGUCUGUUUGUAUGUCUGUGUGCUGCUAGUUGUGAAGAGAAUGACUAAGGAGGAUCCUUACCAGGACCACCACCACUCACCAGAUCCCUGGAUGUAACCUGACCCUGUAUUCUGGGCCUUUGCCUGGUUGGGAAGAAACAGGAAUUUUUUUCCCCAGGCAGGGUGGGGUGGAUGGCUUUUUGUGGGUUAGUAGUGUGACUGUGUUUGUUGCAGGAUGGAAGGAAGGAAGGAAAGAAGGUUUGGCUAGUGGCUGGAGAGGGACGGAGGCAAGAGGGUGAUCUCCUCAUCAGAAAAGCAGCAGGACCAUGGGAGAUAUGAAGACGCCAGACUUUGAUGACCUACUGGCGGCCUUCGACAUCCCCGACAUGGUGGAUCCUAAAGCUGCUAUUGAAUCUGGCCAUCACGAUGACCAAGACGGACAGCUCAAGCAACCCAGUGGUGUGGUGACAACAAAUGAUGAGGCCCACAAUCCCUCAACAGGAAAUGAUGUUGGCGUUAGUGUCAUUGUCAAGAACAUCCGAAACACAGAUACUGGUGAGCAUGGUGGAACCAUAUUCAAGAAGGAUGGGCAUUUCCACUGCCAUCCCCAAACCCAGUCUGUUGGCAUUGGCAAUGGACUUCAUAAUGGCCUAAUGCCCGCAAUUACUCCAGGUACUCUUUACAGCAAGAAUGGAUGGAAAGCUCCCAGGGAGGACGGACAGACAGUUAACAACCAAUUAUCUACCUUCAAUCAGUUCAGCCCCAUCUCUAGUGCUGAAGAAUUCGAUGAUGAUGAUAAAAUUGUGGUAGAUGACCCCGCAGACAAGCAGGGAGGUCAGUCAUUCUUGAGGUCCACUACUACGAGAGAGGACCAGAAUCCCAAAUCUUCAAAGGACAAUGUUUCUAAACCCAGAGGAAACGGAGACCAAAAACCUGAUCAAAAUAAGAACAACAAUGGAACUCUGGGAGGUUAUAAGUCUAACAACCCCCUUCAAUCAAGUUUACCAGAGGGGGAAUUCAAGGAAGCUGUUCUCAAGUCUGAAGGUCAGGAGGCAGGAGAGCCAUCAGGGCUUGUUAAUGUGUCCAGUUUGUGUCAAGUCAAAGCCAAAUCCUCUGCAAAACUUUCAUCUUGUAUAGCAGCUAUUGCAGCCCUCAGUGCCAAAAAGGCUAGUGUUACAGAUUUGGGUGUUGUGGAUUCUCCUACAACAGAGAAAGAACCCAUCCAGGACAAUGAAAUUCCCAGAGCUCCAGAGAAGCCACAUGAGCAAGAGUCAGCCCUAGAGUUUGCAAAGAGGCUGUUAACAAGACAACCAGACAGCCCCUCUAGUGUCACAAGUGAAGGUAGCAGCAAAGGUUCCCUUACCUCAAGCACAGAUACUGCUCCGGUCAUCCCAAAAGUCCGGAUCAAAACAAUAAAGACCUCAUCCGGCCAGAUCAAGCGUACUGUCACCCGAGUUCUACCAGAGUUUGAUCCUGAGGGUCUGAAGAAAGGAGAGAAUAGCCAAUCUAUCAUGGCAACUACUCGUGCAAUUUUGCAAUCUCCCACGACAGUAGCCACCGCUGGAGGCCCCUCAAUUGAAAUAACCAAGCAAAUGACUAUCAAACCUGUGGCGACAGCUUUCCUGCCAGUCUCAGCAGUCAAGACAGCUGGUUCCCAAGUGAUUAACCUGAAGCUAGCUAACAACACCACAGUCAAAGCAACAGUCAUCCCUGCUGCAUCAGUGCAAAGUGCCAGCAGUGCUAUCUUGAAAGCUGCUAAUGCUAUCCAGCAACAGACUGUUAUGGUACCUGCCUCCAGUCUGGCUAAUGCCAAACUUGUGCCAAAGACAGUCCAUCUUAGUAACCUCAAUCUUCUGCCUCAGACAGUAUCCUCUGCUGUCUGUGAUCUCCAACAGGCCCUGUCCUCCUCCAAACAAUCACAGCAUCAACAAGUGAAACAGAAGACAAUUCUCGCUGGCCGGGCCUCAAAGAAAGUCUCUAGGGUUCAAGUGUUCGCCAGCUCUCAAAGCUCUGUAGUGGAUGCCUUCAAUAAAGUCCUAAGUAGCAUAAAUCCUGUCCCUGUGUACAUCCCAAACCUCUCUCCACCAACCCUAGCUUGUAUCUCUCUACCCUCACGCGGCUACAAGUGCCUUGAGUGUGGAGAUUCAUUUGCCCUUGAGAAGAGCCUGACACAGCACUAUGAACGUCGCAGUGUGCGGAUUGAGGUCACCUGCAACCACUGUUCCAAAAGUUUAGUGUUCUACAACAAAUGCAGCCUCUUGUCUCAUGCCAGGGGCCACAAGGACAAAGGGGUUGUCAUGCAGUGCUCACACCUAAUCCUAAAACCCAUCCCUGCAGAUCAGAUGAUAACCACAUCUCCGUCAUCAGGCCCACCCAAUACCACUGGCACCACUUGCACCUCCCAAGCACAAGGUACCACUAGUCAAAUCCCAGGGAGAGUUGCUGGUGGUGGGUCCCAAACUGCAGUGAUUUCAGCUCCAUCCAGUACUCCCCUUGUCGCAGCUAUGCCCUUGGAGGAUGAUGCCUCGAAGCUCUGCAGGCACAGCCUAAAGUGCUUGGAGUGUAACGAAAUGUUCCAGGAUGACAGCUCCCUAGCUAUGCACUAUCAGCAAGCACCGGAGUCCAGUGGGCAGAAAACAUGCACCAUCUGCCAAAUGCUUCUGCCAAAUCAGUGCAGCUUUCUGUCACACCAGCGAAUCCACCAGCACAAGUCUCCUUACAUCUGCCCUGAGUGUGGUGCCAGCUGUCGUUCUGUCCACUUCCAGUCACAUGUCACCAAGAACUGCCUGCAUUACACCCGUAGAGUUGGCUACCGCUGUAUCCACUGUAGUGUGAUCUUCGCUGAUGUUGCAACUGUAAAAUCCCACAUCCAGAGUACUCACUGUGAGGUCUUCUAUAAAUGUCCUCUCUGCCCCAUGGCCUUCAAGUCUGCACCUGGAACGCACUCUCAUGCACACACACAGCAUCCAGGAAUGAAAGCAGGAGAGCCCAAGUUGAUCUAUAAGUGUUCCAUGUGUGAUACCGUGUUCACUUUGCAGUCCCUGCUCUACACGCACUUCGACCAGCACGUCAUCAAUCAUAAAGUCUCAGUGUUCAAAUGCCCCGACUGCUCGAUGCACUACGCACAGAAACAGCUCAUGUUGGAUCACAUCAAGACCAUCCAUGGAACCCUGAAGACCAUCGAGGGUCCACCAAACUUAGGCAUCAACCUCCCUCUCAGCACCAAGCCCACUAACUCUAACAGUGCCAACAGCAACAGCCUCAGUAACAAUAAUAACAAAGAUGGAGGAAAUGUCCAUGGUCAAGACAAGGGAGAAAAGAAGCCUUCACCGCUAAAGAAAACAAACAGUAACUGCUCAGCAGACCUCAAGAACCCUUCCGGCUCAGGAUACACGUGUGGAGACUGCAAUAACCUCUUCAGUUCCAGGGAGGUCUAUGUGGCUCACAUGAGGCGCGAACAUGGCAAGAUACUGAAGAAACACCCAUGUCGACAGUGCGACAAGUCCUUCAGCUCCUCCCACAGUCUUUGCCGACACAACCGUCUCAAACACAAGGGACUGCGAAAGGUCUAUACCUGCCCGCACUGUCCAGCUCACAGUCAGCCGUUCACUAAAAGAGUGCUGCUGGAUCAGCACAUUCAGCUGAUGCAUGGAGUCAAAGACCCAGAGGCGAAGACCGUCAACUCUGAUAAUACAGACGCUUUACCUGACAAGAAAACGACCCUCAGCCCUAAAAGGAAGCCAGAAGAGGAUGAGGGGCCUCUGGGCUUGAACUCCAGGGGCUAUGACUCACAACCAUUGAAGAGGCUCAAGGUGAACAUCCUUAAAGUUCACAAGUGUGCUGUCUGCGGCUUCACCACUGAGGACAUCGCGGCUUUCCAUGAGCACAUUCCCCAGCACAAGUCUGAUGGCUCAUCCUUCCAGUGUCAGGAGUGUGGCCUGUGCUACACCUCGCAUCGCUCGCUGUCCAGACACCUCUUUAUCGUCCAUCGGCUGAAGGAGCCGCAGGGCCUUGCCCGAUACAACGGACGGGGCAGGGGCGACGACGAGAGUCAGAGAGAGAACCAGCUGGAUGUUACAGACGAGAACAGUGACGGGACACCAAAUACCAAAUGCAAAGUGUGUGGGAAGAUGUUUGAAACGGAGGGAAACCUGAAUACUCACAUGAGGACACAUGGGAUGGCAUUCAUAAAGUCAAAGAGGCUGAGCGUGACUGAGAAGUGAGAGGAAAACACUUCUAAACCAUUCCAUCUAAAGCAAACACUGUUGUUUUAAACUUAUACAGUUUGUUAUAUUGCCGCACACAACUUAUAGUAAGUUGGCUGAGGUUAUGCUGCAUGUACAUAAUGUACAUAUGUACUACAAUAUGUAUACCGUAUACACACAAAAAUAAGUAAUAUAUGUCAAAGUCACUUCAUGAGUCUUUACAUGCAACAAGAUAGUUUUUUGUACACACGUUUCUAUAGGCUUUAAAUAGAUCUUUUUUAUAGAAGAGCUUUUUAUUUUAAACAGUUUCCAUUGUUGUCUUCUCACUAGGACUAGAUAAUGUAUGAGUAUAUUGUCGUAAUGGGAUUAAUCCUCAUACAGUCAGCAGUGUUCUGAAUGUUCGAUGCUGCUAACGUCCAGCGAAUGUCUGAAAGACAAAAUAUACAUAUAUAAAACCUUUGGGAGCUUCAGGUUUCCCCAGUACAUGUUACCCCUAGUUGAGGUCUUCAGUUUCUACUUAAAAGCUGAGUAGGAGAUGGGCAUCAAACAUUCUUUAUAUUUUAGUUUUUUUAAAUUUCACAGAUAACUAAUAUUUUUCUCUGAGCUCUUCUUAGCCUCCACAAUAAACCCUGGCUCUGUUUUCAUAAUACAUCCUGAAACUACUGAUCCUAAAACAAAAUCUCUUUGAGCUGAAAUUACAUGACAUUUCACAAGAUUUCAGACAAUCAGACAAAAUAAAAACUAUUUUCAUCCAGGUUAUUACCGUUUACAUAUUAAAUGCAUACAAAACAAAAAAGUGAUUAAUGGAUUCAUUUAAAAUGUGUAUAACUCCCAGCUUUGUGGAUGAUUAUGUCAAACAUUUAAAAUCACAAACAGUCUAAUAUAUGGGCCAAAUUUAAAUUUGCUUUAAAAAAUAUAUUUUGUAAAAGAUUGUCAAACUUCUUUCAUUCCUGUCUUAAUAUAUAUUGUAUAUGGCAGCUCUUUGUGAUUACAAAAAAAUGUUUAUUUACCUUAUUAUUAGCAUUAGCACUUGCCUUUUAUUUAAUAGCAGUCUUCUUCACAGCAUAGUUCAUCUGUUGUUACAGCCCAAUAAAAAAUAAAGCUGUAACCCUGUAUUUUAUAACUAUCUACAAUCUUAAUAUUAUCAUUUCUUUUUUUAGUCCUGUUUCUUCAGUUUAAAGUGAAAUCAUAAUGAAUGUUCAUUGAAAGGAAUUAUACUGGGAAAACCAUCUAAAAAGAAAAACCUCUAUGAAUGUAAACUUGGCUGUGAAACUAAAUUAUUCAUAAAAGACAACCAGUUCCAAUUACCUGAACAAUAACUGACAGUUGUGAGAUUGUUUUCCCUUGCUUUGUUUGUUCCAAGCAUUUCCAAAAAAUAUCAUUCAGUUUUGGACGGUAGUUUUUCUACUCCGACAAUAAGACUUUAACUGUCUCGCGCUGUAAAACUGCAUGUAAGAAGCAGUCUGUGAAUUGUUUGUUGAUUAGAAUGUGUCUUGCUGCUUCUGCUGCUGUUUUUAGACAUUUCUGAUGCUUGUGUAAAAAGCUGUUCUUUAUGUCAAUAAACGAUGAAACCUGCAAGGGACAAGACCUGAUGUCCACUGCACAUGAGACAUCAGCUCUUCUCUACGGUAAUAUCAGAAAUCCUA